This is a messenger RNA of Sabethes cyaneus, 1319 nucleotides long. RefSeq names its product dynein light chain Tctex-type (gene Dlc90F). Gene Ontology annotation, biological process: microtubule-based movement. Gene Ontology annotation, molecular function: dynein intermediate chain binding. The record is from RefSeq and is a predicted model, not a curated record. NCBI's taxonomy places the organism in Eukaryota, Metazoa, Arthropoda, Insecta, Diptera, Culicidae. Bases 142 to 477 code for a protein of 111 amino acids. The transcript has 3 exons. Gene Ontology annotation, cellular component: cytoplasm; cytoplasmic dynein complex.
GCAGACUUUCUGACGAUUGAGUGUUUGGUAAAGCGGAAAUUUCUAGUUAAAAACUUUAGUUUAUUUUAAAUACAAUCACGAAAAAAUAGCUUCCAUUUGCAAUCGUUAAAUAGUUUUUGACACCAACAAUCAAGUCCAGUUAUGGAUGAUACUAGAGAAGAGCAUCAAUUCGUAGUGGAUGAUGUAAGCAAGAUCAUCAAGGAAGCUAUUGAAACGACUAUCGGAGGUAAUGCCUACCAGCACGAUAAGGUAAACAACUGGACUGGUUCGGUUGUGGAAACCUGUCUAAGUGUGUUGACCAAGCUUCAGAAACCCUACAAAUAUAUCGUCACCUGCAUGAUAAUGCAGAAGAACGGAGCUGGGCUGCAUACGGCCAGUUCCUGUUUCUGGAACAACGAGACGGAUGGUUCGUGCACAGUUCGCUGGGAAAACAAGACGAUGUACUGUAUCGUGUCAGUGUUCGGGCUAUCCAUCUAAGGUUACAUUUACUGUUCCAACUACAAAGGUCUGUCGCUGUGGAAUUUAUUGCAACUAAAACUAACAAGAAUUUGACGACAUUGCUAGCGGCAAGAUUACGGGCCAUUGUUCGCAAUUGUUCGGUAUAUUCGUUCGCAUGAUAUCGUAUAUUUAUAUUCCAACACCGAAGUAAUGAAUUCCAACAUUUGUAAUUUUUAAUAAUCGUAUAAAUAAUCUAUUCUAUUUUUCUAAUUUUAUCUAUUUUUGUGUUAUUGAAUUAAAUUUAAGAUAGUUUUUACAAGCUCUACUACAGAAUUUGCCGUUUAUAAAUUAGAAAUUUCGGCAUUUUUCUUUUUUCGAUCGAUAAAUCAAUGUAUAAUUGGAACAUAACAUCAAUAUUGUUAUUUAUUGCUAAAUAUAUUAUCUUGAAAUAAGAUUGGAAAGCCAUAGCUUUCGCAUAAAAAACAGCUCUCGCACAGAAUGUGAAGUGGUUUGUUGUUGGAAAUCGGUUGUUUUGUGUAAGUUAUCACUAAUUGUAGUAUGAAAUGGACUAACCCAGAACGCAAAAACAGUUACAAUAACUGAUCGGACUUGUCUAAAAACUAAAAAAAAAAACCAGUGUCGGAAAAAUUAGGCCUUCGGUGUGUACGCGAGAAGUUAUGAACACUAGUGAUCAUUCAAUGCUGUAAUGUACGAAUGUGUAUUGAAGAAGAUUUUACGGUGAUACAUUGUUGCUUGCAGUACUUUUGGUAGUUUUGUUAUUCUGGGAAAAAGGAAAACAAAAUCUUCUUUGAUACAGCAAGUGAGCGAGAAGCGGAAUAUGAGUCGGUAUCGCAAAAUAAAAUAUAGGCGGUAAAUUCCUU